Molecule: messenger RNA, 1716 nt
Organism: Boeremia exigua
Lineage: Eukaryota; Fungi; Ascomycota; Dothideomycetes; Pleosporales; Didymellaceae
Product: major facilitator superfamily domain-containing protein
Exons: 3
Coding region: 1-1716 (571 amino acids)
Biological process (GO): transmembrane transport
Molecular function (GO): transmembrane transporter activity
Source: RefSeq, a predicted model, not a curated record
AUGCCUCUCGACCCCAAGGACGAGCCGUUUCCCACGAAACAGCUCAUCAUCAUCGGAAUAUGCCGAUUCUCUGAGCCCCUCGCGUUCAAUUCCAUCCUCGCGUACUCGUACGUGAUGGUACAGGAUUUGGGCAUUCAUGAACGUGAUGCAUCCUUCUACUCUGGACUACUCGUCUCCGCCUAUGCCAUUGCUGAGGCCAUCACCGCGCCGCUGUGGGGGUCUAUCUCCGACGUCUAUGGCAGGAAACCGGUCGCGUUGAUUGGUCUGGCCGGCGUUGCCAUGUCCAGUAUCGUCUUUGGUAUGGCUGGUACCUUUUGGGUCGCGCUGCUCGCGCGGUUCGUCGGCGGUGCUUUGAACGGAAAUGUUGCCAUUAUGCAGACCAUGGUUGCUGAGAUGGUCAAGAACCCAGCUCACGAACCACGCGCAUAUGCUACACAGCCCUUCGUCUGGACUUUGGGAGGCAUCAUCGGCUCAGCCAUGGGUGGUUUCCUUGCCCAGCCAGCCGUCUUCUACCCCAGCGCAUUCGCUAAGGAUGGUCUAUUCGGAAAAUAUCCAUACCUCCUUCCCAACCUCGUCGCCGCUAUCGGUAUCGUUCUGGCCAUCGUUCAGGGCAUGUUCUUUCUGGAGGAGACCCUGGUUCGUGAAGAGGAGCCCGACCAGAAUGGGGGCAUCACGUACGGCGACAACAUUAAUGAGAGGAGCCGUCUCCUACCACCUCAACAACCACACGAGGUUCCAGGACGUGUCCGAGGAUCCAUGGUCGGCUCAGUGCGCGAACCUCGUGGUUCCAUUGUGAGCUUGACAAGGGAACGCUUGCACUCCAUGUCAGUAGCAGGCAGCAUACGUCACAUUCGCAAGCGCGCGUCUUUCCUGGAAGAGGGCAUGCCAGCACCAUUCGACCAGCGUUUCGACAUCCGUCGCUCGUCCUUUGGUACCAUGCACUCCAUCAGGGUCACCCCCCACCAUGUUCUGCCCAGUCGUGGACCGCCUCCCAAGCCACGUGCAACUUUCAACAAGACAGUCGUCAUGAUGAUUGCUGCAAUGUCCAUCUUCGCAUUCCACCAGAUGGCUUUCAUCAGUAUUCUUCCUGUUUACAUUUUGGAUGAGCCGACGACCCGCGGUAUUGACUUCCGUGGUGGUCUCGGCAUGUCUCUCCACGAUGUCGGCGCGUUCUUGGCCAUCAACGGUUUCAUUGCACUGUUUGUACAGGGAUUCAUCUUUCCCAUUUUCGUCGAGCACGUUGGUGUGUGGAAGUCGUUCUUCUACAUGGUCCUGUUCUACCCCAUCUGCUACGUUAUCAUUCCCUUCAUCAGCGCUCUUCCCGACGAGUUCAUUUCGCCCGGAGUCUACCUCACGCUUCUUCUACAGGCAUUUUUCGGUAUCAUUGUGUUCCCAUGCUCUCUGAUUCUGAUGAAGAACGCGGUUCCUUCACCACUGGUCUUGGGUCGUGUCAACGGAUUGGCCAUGUCUGCCUGCUGCCUCGCGAGGACAAUCGCUUGCCCUCUCGUCGGUGCCAUCUACUCCAUCGGUGGCAGCGCUACUGCAUGGUUUGGCCUUACGCUCAUGGCUGUCUUCGGAGUCGUCCAACUCAUCUGGGUACCGAAGGAGGAUGUUGGUCCAGUUGAAAUUGACAAUGGGCUCAAAAAGGUCGUUCGUCGCGAUGACGAACACGAGGAUGCGAUCGACGACAUCUCGGUCAUCGGAUCGGUGCGGUAA